Messenger RNA from Impatiens glandulifera, 2753 nucleotides. RefSeq names its product pentatricopeptide repeat-containing protein At4g32430, mitochondrial. Gene Ontology annotation, molecular function: RNA binding; protein binding. Gene Ontology annotation, biological process: RNA modification. The coding region runs from base 202 to 2547 and encodes 781 amino acids. The transcript is spliced from 2 exons. The record is from RefSeq and is a predicted model, not a curated record. Lineage: Eukaryota; Viridiplantae; Streptophyta; Magnoliopsida; Ericales; Balsaminaceae.
GAACAGGGAGCGGCGGUAGCGAAGGGUUAGAUCUCUCUAACUAGGGUUUGAUCAUCCUAGUUUCUAAUAUUGCUGAAGAACAAGUGUUAUUUACGAGAAACCAGAAGCUGCUAAUCUCUCUUCAUCAUUCCUCAAUCCUCACCUGUAUUGGUAUUGGAGUAUCAAAUCUAUCUAUCUAUCUAUUUAGGUUGUUUUAUUCUCAUGAUCACUCAACGAAGAACAUGGAAAUCAUUCCUAAACCUCAUCAAACAACAAUGCCGUAGUAUACGGCAUUUCAAUUCGUUUCAUUACGAACACCACCUGUUUGAUAAAAUGCUGACCCCAAACAUCUUCUACUUACGCCAAUCUAUGAUCACUUGUCUUCGCGAAAAUCGGUAUCGGGAAGCUCUCACGAUUUUUAAAGAAUGCGCUGUGUGCAGUUCUACUGGGAACGUCGAUGAAGCUAUUCUCUCCAUGGCACUUAAAUCAUGUCAGGGAGACCAAAUCCUUGGUUCUCAAAUACACGGUUACGUUACAACUUCUGGGUUUUCAUCUUGGCUGAGUGUAUCAAAUUCUUUGAUAAGCAUGUAUAACAAAGGGGGAAGAUUUGAUCAAUCCUUAUAUCUUUUUCACAAUUUGCAGAAUCCUGAUGUUGUCUCUUGGAACGCCAUGCUUUCAGGUUUUAAAAACCAAGAUGGUAUUGAUUUUGCUUGUGAAAUGCAUAAAUCUGGAGUUGUUUUUGAUGCUGUCACUUACUCUACUGUUCUUGCUCUUUGUGCUGAUCAUGGAGAGUUCUUCUUCCACUUUGGAAUCCAAUUGCAUUCUGCUGUGUUUAAAUCUGGGUUGUUUUCUGAAGUGUUUAUUGGUAAUGCUCUAAUAACUAUGUAUUCUAAAGAAGGGAAAAUAAUUGAAGCAGAGAAAGUGUUUGAUGAAAUGCCACAAAAGGAUUUAGUCUCUUGGAAUGCUGUACUCUCAGGCUAUGCUCAAGAAGGAGUAUAUGGAGUUGAAGCAAUAUUGAUAUUCAACAAGAUGCUCAAACAAGGUAUGCAUCUUGAUCAUGUCUCAUUCACUAGUGUAGUUUCAGCUUGCGGAAUCGAAAAGAAUCUCCAACUAGGAACACAAGUACACAACUUGAUUAUUAAGAAAGGGUAUUGUAGACAUAUUUCCGUCUGUAAUGUGUUGUUGUCAAUGUAUUCAAAAUGUGACCAAUUUGGAGAUGUGAAACUGGCAUUCGCAGAUACGAUUUACCGAAAUGUUAUCUCGUGGACUACAAUGAUUUCUAUAGACGAAGAACACGCGAUGAUUCUGUUUAAUCAGAUGAGAUUGGACGGAGUUUAUCCCAAUAAUGUUACUUUCGUUGCGUUAAUCCAUGCGAUAACAAAUCAUAAUUCUGUGGAACAAGGUAGAACAGUCCAUUGUCUUACAACAAAAACCAAUUUCUUCAAUGAACCGAACGUUGCCAACUGCUUGAUCACAAUGUACGCCAAAUUCAAAACGACAGACGACUCGAGAAAGAUUUUCGACGAGCUUCUCCUCAAAGGGAUCGUUUCGUGGAACGCUCUAAUUUCAGCGUACGCCCAGAACAACCAAUCAAAGGAAGCGGUCGAGACGUUUUUAUCUGCCAAACUGUACGUAAACCCAAACGAAUACACACUCGGAAGCGUUCUAAACGCUAUCGCAGCAGCAGAGGCUGUUUCGUUAAGACAUGGACAACGUUGUCAUUCGUAUUUAUUUAAGGUUGGAUUCGAUAGUAACUCGAUCGUGUCUGGUGCUCUUCUCGAUAUGUACGCGAAACGGGGAAGUAUUCACGAGUCACGUAAAGUGUUUAAUGAGAUGAUCGAUAGAAGUCAGGUCGCUUGGACGGCUAUAAUAUCGGCAAAUUCAAGACACGGAGAUUACAAAUCAGUUUUAACGUUGUUUAACGAGAUGAUUACGACAGCUGGGGUGAAGCCUGACCCUAUAACGUUCCUUUCGAUUCUGACAGCAUGCGGACGAAAUGGAAUGGUUGAUAAAGGGCUCGAGGUUUUUAAUUCAAUGACAGUUGAGCCGUUGGAAGAGCAUUAUGCUUGUAUGGUGGAUAUGUUGGGAAGAGCUGGAAGAUUGAAGGAAGCUGAGGAAUUUGCGAGUUUGAUUCCGGGUAAGAUUGGGAUUUCGACGCUUCAGUGUUUGCUCGGGGCUUGUAGGGUUCAUGGGAAUGUGGAGAUGGGGAAGAGGGUGGGUGAUGCUUUGAUGGAGAUGGAACCGAAGGAGUCUGGUUCUUAUGUUUUGAUGUCGAAUUUGUAUGCUGAGAAAGGGGAAUGGGAAAAAGUGGCGAAGAUUAGGAGAAGAAUGAGGGAUGGGAAUGUGAAGAAGGAGAUUGGUUUUAGUUGGGUUGAUGUUGAUCUUGACGAUUCUUUGCAGUUACAUGGGUUUUCGUCUGAUGAUAAGCUGCAUCCUCGAUCCGAUGACAUUUAUGUUAUGGCUAAAUAUUUGGGAUCCGAAAUGAAAUUUCUGCGAAUUGAGGGAACUACUAACUGUUUUACAAAUGAUGACAAUAUUUUUACAAAUGAUUCAACUGUUUUAUAUUGAAAGCAUCAGCAGCAGCUGAUGAAAAGAACAGCAAAGAAACAGAAGUUGAGAAAGGCUCAGAAAGCAACAUGGAAUAUGUUUAAAGGUGAAGAAUUCUUGGAUAGUGGUGGGUCAAGUCAAAGCAAGGCAAAUCUAGAUCUUUUAUUAUUGCCUCAUUCCACUUGUAACCCAGAAUUCUCGCUAAACUCCUGACUCACUAGGGCGAC